Molecule: messenger RNA, 1777 nt
Organism: Morone saxatilis (striped sea-bass)
Lineage: Eukaryota; Metazoa; Chordata; Actinopteri; Moronidae
Gene: pdhb
Product: pyruvate dehydrogenase E1 subunit beta
Exons: 6
Coding region: 31-780 (249 amino acids)
Biological process (GO): pyruvate decarboxylation to acetyl-CoA
Molecular function (GO): pyruvate dehydrogenase (acetyl-transferring) activity
Source: RefSeq, a predicted model, not a curated record
CAGGCCGGCCUGAGACCCAUCUGUGAGUUCAUGACCUUUAACUUCUCCAUGCAAGCCAUCGACCAGGUCAUCAACUCUGCGGCAAAGACCUACUACAUGUCAGCCGGUCAGCAGUCGGUGCCCAUCGUCUUCAGAGGACCCAACGGGGCGUCAGCGGGCGUCGCCGCGCAGCACUCACAGUGCUUCGCUGCGUGGUACGGUCACUGUCCAGGUCUGAAGGUUGUGAGUCCCUGGAGCUCAGAAGAUGCCAAAGGUCUCCUGAAAUCAGCCAUCAGAGACGACAAUCCGGUGGUGUUCCUGGAGAAUGAGCUGAUGUAUGGCGUUCCCUUCGAGAUGUCGGAGGAGUCCCAGUCUAAAGACUUCACCGUUCCCAUCGGCAAGGCCAAGGUUGAGAGACAAGGGAAUCACAUCACUCUGGUCACUCACUCUCGGUACGUCAGUCACUGCCUGGACGCCGCUGCCGUCCUCGCCAAGGAGGGGAUCGAGUGCGAGGUGAUCAACCUGCGGAGCAUCCGUCCUUUGGAUGUGGAGUGUAUUGAGGCCAGCGUGAUGAAGACCAACCACCUGGUGACGGUGGAGGGCGGCUGGCCUCAGUACGGGGUUGGAGCUGAGAUCUGCGCCAGGAUCAUGGAAGGUCCUGCCUUCAACUACCUGGACGCUCCGGUCACCAGGGUGACGGGCGUCGACAUCCCCAUGCCGUAUGCCAAAAUCCUGGAGGACAACAGCGUGCCGCAGAUUAAAGACAUCAUCUUCACUGUCAAAAAGACCCUCAAUGUCUGAGACGCACACACAGGACAAACCCACCUGAAUCCUCUUCGUCUCGUUCACGCAGGCGGUCGUCGUCUGUUAAAAACACUUGUGUAAAUACAGCCAAAUGGGUCCUUUAUAAAAUAUAAAAAUGCUCCAGAUUAAUGUUCCAGCCAGAUGUUGGUCAAUAAAGCGCACAACUGUUUAUCUACACCCAGAGCGGUGGGCACACAGGGUUUAGUCAACUCGCUGUUUGCCUCCGUUAAAUCACAAACUUGACUGAACUCUGUGUGUGGCUCUGGCUGCUUUCUCCACUUCCUUCCCUUCAAAAUAAAAGUUCCUCUCUCCUGUAGGUUUUUCUGUGCUUCUGAGGAUGUUUAGCAACAACAAAACUACUGAGUGAACACAAAAAACAAAUGUCUGAGAGCUGGCGGGGUAGCACAGGUUUGUUGUCUUCACCCCUACAGAACUAAGUUAGGAAACUUUUCUAACUUUAGACUGUUUCUACUUCCGCCAAUGAGGUUAUGUUUUUGGUGUUGUUUAUUUAUCAGCAGAUAUGCAGUGACUAAACAACAACACAUAACAUCUCAAAUAUCACUGUAGAAACAAAACACCUUGGCGGAUGUCCAGAGUGCCCGUCUAGUAUUUAGGAGAUCUUUAUUUGGCAGUAAUCUUGAAUUAAAAAAGGGAUUAAAACACAUUAAUAUCCCCUGAAGUAAGCAUUGAAACUACUCGCACUGAAAUCUGACAAAACAUCUGAUUUCGAAUUUAAUCUUUUUUUUUUCUCUCAGUAGUUCUUGUUAUGAAACUCGCAGAUAUUUCUAACCACCAAAACUAUUAGAUUCAGUCUAUUAACUUUAUUCUUCACUGACUCGGGUUCAUCUCUAAAAACCAGCAGUGAAGAAGAAUGAACCAGCUGACAGCUGGAGUGUGAUCGGGAAUAUUUAUUGUAGCUGCAGCAGCUCUGUGGAUGUUUUUGUGGCUGUAAAUGACUCUGUUACAGAAAUAAAAAAAACCUUUCAGCCCUUCA